Messenger RNA from Trichoderma aggressivum f. europaeum, 3027 nucleotides. RefSeq lists its product as uncharacterized. The coding region runs from base 1 to 3027 and encodes 1008 amino acids. The transcript has a single exon. The record is from RefSeq and is a predicted model, not a curated record. Lineage: Eukaryota; Fungi; Ascomycota; Sordariomycetes; Hypocreales; Hypocreaceae.
AUGGAGGACUCGUACAGUCACCCAGUGAAACGUGCCCAGACGUCUCUGUAUGGCUUUCCCCCCCCCCCUCUCCCUCUCCCUCUCGCACCACGCUGCUUCGCAUUGUCCGCUGACAGACUUUUGAUUUUUAGAACCCCCCAAAGUCAGCAAAGUCAACAAUCGACGGCCUAUCAGGUCAACGUGAGCCGGAAGAAGACGAGGAAAUGGGUCGAGGCUAAGGUCCAGAGCUAUGACGGCGACGACUGGGGAGCUGACGAGUACGACGAAGAGUCGGAUCAUGAGCCUCCUCCGCCUCCGCCAAUCAACCCCUCGCUGCGCACAUUCUCUGGCACCGACCUGCUACACUCUCGCCACAACACUCCUAGCCCGGCCUCGAGCUUGAGUGCGCUGCCGUCUCUGCGAACACAAGCUCAGCAGCAGCAACAGCAAUCUCCCGCUGUGCCACCGGCCAACCAGCCUCCGCGCAUUGGAGUUACUUCGCCUGUCGUAUCGGAUGCCUCGACUCGUAGUGCCUCGGAGUCGUUUGCCAGCGGCCAUGUUGUAUCACCCCAGCCCGUGGCUGCUUUCCAAGGGCGUGAAGGCGACGGCAAUCUGUCGCUAGCCGGUAUUGCUCAACUGCCUUCACAAGUCCAACAACAACAACAACAACAACAACAAGCUCCCAGCGGCUAUGAUGUGUCACGCUCUCCCAGCUUUGAUCAGGCUAUGAAACCCACAUCCACGCCUCCGGUUGUCGUCGAUCGCUCCGUAUCGCCCCAGAUUUCCGCACCAGCACCACCACUGCCACCCGCGCAACAACCUCCCCCCAUCAUCUACUCGCCCGACAAUUAUAGUCGUCUCCAGGAUGACGUGGACCGUGAGACAUUAGCCGGGGCAUCUGUUAUUCCCCCCAGCUCUGGGGCUGACCAAUUCACUGUGUCUGCUCCAAAGCCACUCUCUAGCGAGGAUAGACGGGAUACUUGGGAAAGAGACGACGAUUCCUCUCACGGUGACCACCCGGAAAAUCAAGGAAUCCGUUCAGACUUUGAGUCUCAAGCUGGGAUUGACCGUGGACGAAUGUCUGUGAGUCCAAAGUUGCCGGAUCUUGCUCGCAUGUCCGCGUUUGGAACCGAUCUCUUCGCCUCCUCAUCAAGCAACAACAACCUUUCGAAGCAAACUCCUAUCAGUGAAGAUCAAGCGGAUAGAGGCGAGCCGGCUACUAUUCCGGCGGAUACCACGGCGGAAUCUCGCUGGCAGCCUCCCGUAGCGCCGGCCGAGGACGAAGAUCACUCAGAAGCUCCAGGGGGUGCGCCUCUCUCCCAGCCUAACAACCUGUUCCCCGGCAGAAACAUUCCAGCUAUUCCACCGUUGCGAACUCCCAGCCCCCAGCCGCUAGCUGCAGCCCCCUUUGACCCUCAAGGCACCAAAAUCACCCCCACAGAGCCUCUUCAGCCCUACAGAGGAGAACCAUUGCCUGAUUUUGAGGCCCCUCGGUCGUUUCAAAGGGUGCAGACUUAUGGCACCGACACCUCGUCUCCCAUGAAGGAUAGUCCGUUGAAAGAAAACGACGUGCUUAGUGACGAGAUUAUGCGAACUCUCAGCCCCUCGGGUGCAACUCCCGCCGAUGUCAAGCUCAGCGAUGGCCCGCAGCUGCAUCCUCCAGAAGACCGGAGCGGCGUCAGGGAGAGCAGUUACACUCUUAUGGACUAUGAUAGCUACUGGGCGGAUACAGCAGACGACUCGGGCCCUGGCCAUGAGGGUGUGCCGGCGCCGCCAACUGAGAAUCUUCAGAGCCCACCGGCCGCUACAGAGCCGCUUUCCGCUCUUUCAACGCAGUCUGGUUUGAAAUCGCCCGUCGAUACCACUUCUUCUUCUUCACCACCAGCUACGUUAACGUUUGAUUCGAUUUUCUCUCCUCAACAACCCCAGCAACCACCUCAGGAAGAGCGGCAGCAGCAGCAGCAGCAGCAGGAUCGACAACGGCGACAACCGUCUCUUAGACGAAGAUUUUCCUGGGAAGCUGAAGAGCAGCAGCGCACUCCAACCACUCUGGCUCAGACUCCCAUACAAGCUCAGCCAACUAGUGAUGACUCCGCUGCUCCUGCGGUCCAUCUCACCGGGCCAUCCGGUCAACCAUUUGAGCCAUCCGUGACGAAUUUCAGUACCGAUUCUCGUAGCCAUAGCCCUGUAUCCCAGCUAUCGCAGGCACCAACAACGGCGGCGGGAUCCGGCUUGGGUGCCUUGGCGAUUCAGACAUCCAAUCCGUCCGGCAGCCUCCCGGGGCAUGAUUCGUCACUCCCCGAGCCUCCCUCUCCAGUGUCUAUUUCUGUGAUCAGUGACAACCAUUCUACCACUGCCCGUGAACAGGCACGCAUGUCCAUUGCGGACGAAAAGUUGUUCGCCGACCAGGGCUCCGUCAAUCUGGUAACGGGAUCUCCACCCCCAGCUUCGGAUUCUCACCCGGCCGUGUCUUCACCGACUUCUGCAGCGUCUGUGCCCGCUCCACAAACCCCUGCCCCUAAUCCGAACCCACUUGCACAGGCCAAGGCCAUGAACUUUCGAGAUAUCAUGGCUCUAUCCACGCCUACGGAGAGGAUAGCAAAAUACACUGAAGCGCGCGAGGCCUUGGCAGCAAGGGAUUCCGGCCUGGAGAGCUGGCUCUUGUAUCUGACCACGGAGCAUCCCGAGCUUUCGGCGUCCAUCUCUGCUCCGGGAGGCCAGAUGACCCCUCGGUCAAGCAACAACGCCUCCUUGCCGGCGGGAUCUCAGGCUUCGGGCCAACAGCCUUAUUACCAGCAGUAUCUCAACGCCAGCUCGCCAAGCACGUCUGGGCCACAAAGCGGAGGUGGAGGUAGCGGCGGUGGCCGCUCGAGGUUGGGUGGGUUGUCGAUGCCAUCUCAGAUGUCCGGCAGUGCGUUUGGGCAUUCGGGCAACCAGAUUGGCACAAAGAGCAAGGAGUUCAUGCAUUCAGCUGGAAAGAUGGGCAAGGGACUGUUGAGCAAGGGCAAAAGCAAACUGCGCGGAAGCGGGGACAAGGUAUUUCAUUGA